UGUCAUCUAUUUCAGAUCCACUCGAUGGAUAAAAAUUGCAUUAUCAUAAUUUAAUGCGUUUUGUAAGACUUGAUUUAGUGAUAAAAAAUCCAUGCUUGGAAUAACACAGUUUAACGACUACAGUACUGAUAUGAAAAUAUAACAAUCCUAUUGUAUAAGCUCGAUGUUUAUUCAGUUAGAAAUAUGAAAGGUAUCCGAGUUGUUGUGGUGUUGGAAAUUAUACUUUUAACAAAUGGGAAUCAGAACUGUAAUGCAGAAGAAUUUUAUGUAAAACAUCUUAAAUAUUCUGCAGAUGUUUAUGAGUUUUUAGCUGGAAAGAAUAAGGGAAACUUCGUGGUAAGCCCGCUGUCUGCCGAAAUACUUUUGUCACUAAUAGCAGAAGGAGCGAGAGGAGAUGCACUUUCAGAGCUUACUGACUACCUUGGUGUGUCAUCUGAUAGAUACGACGUCAUUUUAAGAAUCGUAAAAUCGCUAAACCAGAGCACUUGUGACUACCAAAUAGUUUCGGUUAACAAGGUCUACAUCUCUAACAACUACGAAAUAGAAGCAACGUUCAAGAAUAUCUCUCUUCUCAUUUACAACACCACUGUUGAAACGGUGGAUUUCAGAAAAGCCCAUGAGGUAUCUAAGGUUAUCAAUCAAUGGGUUGAAGACCAGACCAACCACAAAAUCCAUAAUUUGAUACAUUCCAAUGAGCUAGAUGCUGCUACAAUUAUUCUAGUCAACGUUAUCUAUUUCAGCGCCUCGUGGGCAAGGCCGUUUCGCUACAAACAUACAUCUCCAGCGAAGUUCUAUGUCUCAAACGGAAAAAGAUGAAGUGAUUUUGCUCUUUUCUGGUUGGCUGAUUUCUUAGGAGGACAAAAAGAAGUACACAUGAUGGAAAUGUCUCGCCACAUAGCAAAGUUUUGGCACAGUAAGGAACUAGAAGUGAAGUUUCUAGAGCUACCUUUUACUACUGAAAAUAUAACUAUGAUUUUCAUACUCCCUGAUGCAAAACAUGGCUUAAGUAGCAUGAAAGGGACUAUCGAGAACUAUAUAAACCACAAACAGUUCUCUAAGAGAAAAGUUCAUAUCAAAUUACCUAAGUUUAGUACUCAAAUUACCUUGGAUUUGGUUUCUUUUCUGAAGGAGAAAGGUGUCAAAUCUUUAUUCAACAGCUCAGCUGAUUUAAGCGGAAUAUCUUUACAGAAAGGACUUUCAGUUUCAUCUUUAAGGCAAAAAGUUUUUAUCAAUGUUACCGAAAAAGGAGUAGAGGCCGCAUCAGCUACGUAUGGUAUUAUGAAUAAAAUGCUACAAACCGCAAAAAUGCCUGAAGAAAUCGAAGAAUUCAUCGCGGACCACCCAUUUUUGUUUUUCUUGAGGGAAAAACAAAAUAAUAUGAUUGUAUUUAUUGGGCAAUUUGUGGGAUAAGAUCUAAGUUGUGACUAUGACAGGUCUUCGGAAUAAACUAUAUUUAACAUG
This is a messenger RNA of Acanthoscelides obtectus, 1461 nucleotides long. Lineage: Eukaryota; Metazoa; Arthropoda; Insecta; Coleoptera; Chrysomelidae. The record is from the annotation of a GenBank genome assembly.